GCCCUCGGGUACCCCACAGCCACCGCCAUGUCCUCCGGGGCCAGCGUCAGCGCCCUGCAGCGCCUGGUGGAGCAACUCAAGCUGGAGGCCGGCGUGGAGCGGAUCAAGGUCUCCCAGGCAGCCGCACAACUUCAGCAGUACUGCAUACAGAAUGCCUGCAAGGAUGCCCUGCUGGUGGGCGUUCCCGCAGGAAGCAACCCCUUCCGGGAACCCAGGUCCUGUGCUCUAUUUUAA
Perognathus longimembris pacificus (Pacific pocket mouse) is the source of this 234-nucleotide messenger RNA. Its product is annotated as guanine nucleotide-binding protein G(I)/G(S)/G(O) subunit gamma-10-like. Gene Ontology annotation, biological process: G protein-coupled receptor signaling pathway. Lineage: Eukaryota; Metazoa; Chordata; Mammalia; Rodentia; Heteromyidae. Gene Ontology annotation, cellular component: heterotrimeric G-protein complex. Gene Ontology annotation, molecular function: G-protein beta-subunit binding. The transcript is spliced from 3 exons. The coding region runs from base 28 to 234 and encodes 68 amino acids. The record is from RefSeq and is a predicted model, not a curated record.